Molecule: messenger RNA, 953 nt
Organism: Guillardia theta CCMP2712
Lineage: Eukaryota; Cryptophyceae; Pyrenomonadales; Geminigeraceae
Exons: 12
Coding region: 40-876 (278 amino acids)
Biological process (GO): rRNA (guanine-N7)-methylation
Cellular component (GO): nucleolus
Molecular function (GO): rRNA (guanine) methyltransferase activity
Source: RefSeq, a predicted model, not a curated record
UGACAGCAAGAGGAAGAGCAGUGAACAUCUUCUUUCAUCAUGAGUCGUCCUGAGCACGUUGCUCCCCCAGAGUUGUUCUACUCGAGAGAUGAGGCAAAGAAAUAUGCAACAAGCUCUCGUAUGCGUGAAAUCCAGACUUCUCUGACCGAACGCGCAAUCGAGCUGUUAGCACUUCCUGAUGAAAACAGCUAUGUGUUAGACAUAGGAUGUGGUAGCGGUCUCAGCGGUGAAUGCCUGACGGAAGCUGGCCACGUAUGGGUCGGCUGUGAUAUCUCAAAAGACAUGCUCGAAGUUUCCAAGGAGCAGGAGGUAGAGGGGGACGUGAUCCUAAACGACAUGGGCCAGGGUCUUCCCUUCCGUCCAGGAACCUUCGAUGGGUGUGUUAGCAUCUCAGCCAUUCAGUGGCUCUGCAACGCAGAGACAAGCACAUCGAAUCCUUACAGGAGGCUGCUGACGUUCUUUACUUCCCUCUAUCGUUCGCUCGUCCAAGGAGGUCGUGCAGUUCUGCAGUGGUACCCCGAAAACCCUCAGCAGAUGGAGUUGGUGACAUCUUGUGCCAUGCGAUGUGGGUUUGGAGGAGGUCUGCUAGUCGACUACCCACACUCCACUCGAGCAAAGAAGUAUUUCCUCGUCAUCUACGCUGGCCAGCGAGAUGGUCAGAUCCACAAGGCGCCCAAGGCUCUGGGAACGGAAGACGCGCAGAACGAAGCACGUUUUGAGAACAAGCGUGAUAGAGCGCACAAGGGGAAGAGAGGGAGAGAAGACAUCAGCAAGAAGGAGUGGGUCAAGAACAAGAAACAGAGACAGAGGGCCCAGGGCAAGGCGGUACCCGAGGAUAGCAAGUACACAGCGCGCAGACGUGGGCCCAAGUUCUAACUUGACGAGGGUCUGGUACCCGAGACUCGCGCACUCGUCCUCAUGUAUUUUUGAAUAAUAAGAACCUGGAAACAUGG